Molecule: messenger RNA, 849 nt
Organism: Mucor velutinosus
Lineage: Eukaryota; Fungi; Mucoromycota; Mucoromycetes; Mucorales; Mucoraceae
Product: mitochondrial import inner membrane translocase subunit tim21
Exons: 1
Coding region: 1-849 (282 amino acids)
Source: RefSeq, a predicted model, not a curated record
AUGCGAUUGCCUCUGCACAAACUCCUCACUGGGCUUAACGAUGAUCACUGGCUCAAACGUCACCCCAAGUUCCCCGCCAACAAGUUCCUGCUCUUCGAUAGCCAUCAACAACGGUUACGUCUCCGUGUUGCGUCUGAAUAUCCUGUCUACCGGCAUCUUUGUGCCUCCCUGUACCAAGAAAUCCUAGUACUCAAAACAGUUCAUCUGGUUCCUGGUGUCUGGCCCCACAUCCUGCACCUCCCCUCCCACUCCAGCUUGGACUGGACAAACUUUGACUUCUUUGGUACUCUGGGCAUCACCGAUAAGUGGAAGCUGUACCACCCCAGCACAUAUCGCCAACAGCAACAACAGCUGGUCCCAUCAGAACAUCGGUUUACCAAUGUCAUGGUCAAAGCACUGUGGUCCUCCCCUGCCCACCCUGCUGCCAGAACGGUUCUUUAUCGGGCACUGUCGCGAUGCAUCCCACAUAAGACCUAUCUGCGCACCAUUGGCUCUGUGGAAACCCCCAUCUGUCCCUUUUGUGCCCAAGGCAUUGAUACAUUGAGGCAUUUUAUUGUCGACUGUCCUGUCAAAUGGCAACUAUGGCAAACCGUCCUGUCUCAGUACUACUCCAACUUUCCUCUGACAUCUGAAAUCAUCUAUGGCACAGUGCGUUAUUUGCAUCUCCCUCACUUUAUCAAAGAUCGAUCCAAGUAUAUUGCCGUCAUUUCUACCAUUUUCUGGCAGAUGUGGAAUCUUUACUGGCUUCACGGCAGCCAAAAUCCUUCACCCCUCUCCGCUGCCUCAAUUGAGCGCUUUCCUUCCAGGACAGUUUGUCUUAUUGACAAACUGCUUCCGACCAACUCAUAA